AUGUCUUCCACUACUAAUUCUUCAAAUCAAGAUGAUUAUGAAUAUAUCAAUGAUACUUCUUCAAAUUCUUCUCAACGAAGCCGUUCAUCAACUACAAACUCAGAAUAUCAAACAUUCGAGCAUUUUAUGAAAACAAAUUAUUCGGCUGAACAAAGAAGAGCAGAUUUCAAAAAUCAUCAUUUUCACAGUUUCGACGAUCAACAUCGUAAAAGAUAUCCAGAUUGGAACUAA
Caenorhabditis angaria is the source of this 231-nucleotide messenger RNA. NCBI's taxonomy places the organism in Eukaryota, Metazoa, Nematoda, Chromadorea, Rhabditida, Rhabditidae. The record is from the annotation of a GenBank genome assembly.